AUGGAGGAGAUCAUGAAAAUGUCCGCGCCGGUUCCCAACAACUUUGACGCCGAGAACGCGGACAACCUCGAAGAUAUCGAGAAGCAGUUCGCCGUCAAAGCCGUCCAGCACCUGGAGACCUACUGGGCCAUUCUUCAAAAGGUCAAAGGCUCGCUGUUGCGCCUGACGCGCAUGGACAACGACAUCUACGAGCACCUCAAGACCGAAUUCCCCGACUUCGACCCCGCCGCCACUAUCAACGAGAACGAGAUGAAGAGCAAGGCCGGUAAGGACCGGUGGCGCAAGUUCAUGAUGGCCUACGAGAAGAAGGUCGACGACUACAAUUACGGCACCAUGCUGCGGACGAGUCCCAAGGCCGAAUACGAACAAGACACCACCAUCUUUGUACCCAGGAUGCAAUUCUACGCCGUCGAGAUCGCGAGGAAUCGCGCCGGACUGAACGACUGGAUCUACGAAAAGGCACAGGCAGGGAAGAAGGCGUCCAGCACAUGA
Molecule: messenger RNA, 492 nt
Organism: Anthostomella pinea
Lineage: Eukaryota; Fungi; Ascomycota; Sordariomycetes; Xylariales; Xylariaceae
Source: the annotation of a GenBank genome assembly